Molecule: messenger RNA, 1590 nt
Organism: Bathycoccus prasinos
Lineage: Eukaryota; Viridiplantae; Chlorophyta; Mamiellophyceae; Mamiellales; Bathycoccaceae
Product: PREDICTED: similar to MGC52879 protein
Exons: 1
Coding region: 1-1590 (529 amino acids)
Cellular component (GO): cytoplasm
Source: RefSeq, a predicted model, not a curated record
AUGACUGGAGCACGUGAUGGUGGUGGUAAUAUUGGGUCCCAAAAGUCGACUUUGGAAACCGCGGCGACAAAUAGAAUGGAAAAAGAUGUCCAAUCUCUGAUGAGCUUAAAACCGUUCGCGCGUUUCCUGUUGCAAUACGUCAAAGACGGAGGCGAUAUCAACGUCGACUCUGAUUCUUCCGACAAAAAUAACGUUCCGUCGGAGAUGCGCUUGAUUUUGGAACAAUUGAAACCGCUCAUCGAAACCAUGUCUAGAGAUGAUUUGAUGCUCUUGCUCGAAAAAGCCGCGAGUGGGUUGUACGAGGACGAUUUGCUGAUGCACUUGGCCACAGACGGCGAGAAAGAAGAAGAAGGAGAAGUCGUCGAGGAGAGAGCAGAUUUAGAUUUAGAGGAAAUAAUGGGAACACUCAAACCUGGGUACGUGGUAAAAACGAAAGAUGCGAGAGGGAGGAAAGUUUUGGUGAACGUGUGCGGGGCGAAGGAAGUGCCGAAACCGGCGCGAUGGAGGAUAACGGAAGAGGAGGAGGAGGAGGAGGGAGGCGACGAUCAUGAAAUAAAUGACUUGGAAAAGACGCACCGGUUCCCGUUGGCGUGUAGCGAUAAGAGGGUGGAUAUCGACCGCAACGGGAACGCGUGCGACGUGUACGACGUGGCGUUUAACGACGAGGUUGUCGAAGUCGCCGCCAAGGCGAUGUUUGACAUCGCGACGAGAGAGGCGAAACUGAGAGAUACGUUGGCGACGGUAUGCGUGGAAGUUGUUUCGAAAAAGUGCACCACGGGAGGAGGAGAAGGAAACGCGUUGGAUCCAAGGUUUACGUUGCCGAAGCGAGCGUUUGCGGGAGCGUCGCUUCCGCCGCCGAUGCGCGUGAAGAAAUUUUUAUCCUCUUCUUUGACGCGUUCGCAGCUGCGACAACAACACGCGAGACGAAGAAUCGUCGAAAUAAACACGACAAGUAAUAAUAAUAACGCAACAGAAGGGGCGACGCCCAUGUCACCACUCUCGACGACGAGAAGACAACAUCAUCGAAUGGAACAAACGUCCUCCGAAGACGAAGACGAAGAAGAAGGCGGCUUCGCCUUUCGCCUAUCGCCGGAAAGAAAAAAGAAACGAAAGCAAAGCCAACUGAAAAACGUCACCACCAUCGCGAAUGCCGCGGCCGCUGAUACCGCCGCGGCGACGACAUCAGCGACGAAAAAACUGAGGGUGAAAAUAGAAACGUCCUAUCCGGACAAACCGUUGACGACGUUCGCGACGGUGAAAUUGACCUUCGAUUCCGAACAAAGUUUAGACCGCGCAAAAUUAAACGUGUGCAGUCGAGAGUCGACGCUGCGCGUCUCGUUCGACGACGACCACCACAGCAAAGAAGGAGAAGAUGACGAAAAAGAGGACCUUCGUCGCGGGGAAAAAUCGACGCAACAUCAAACGGAGUUUCCGUUCUUCAUCGACGUGGAAAAGAUUCGCGAGAUUGAAGUCGAGGAGUUGCCGAGAGGAGAGAAAGAAGGGGAGAUGGGAGACACCAGCGGCAGCGACACGAGUGGGAGAGAUCCUUUGACGGUGAUGCUGAAGAUACCGUUCAUUUUGAUCAAGUAA